GUUACCACGAAGAAGAAGAAGAAACGCUGCUGCUUUUUUCUUUGGCCGCGUUGAGCUUCCGUAAUGCAAGAAUGCGUUUCCAUAGAAACCAUCUACGGAAAAGGCGAAGCUAGCUCACAUCAGCUCCGGCAGGACUGUUCGCUUCGGGUUAAACCUUCGAUACAACCCAGCCUCGUCUCUGUGGGCUGUGUUGGUCAGAAGCUUCCUCUGUGAUAACAUCUCUCAUCCCCACUUCCCGUCUCCAGAGGAGGAACCACCACAGGUUCUGUUGCCGCAACAUCCCCAGGAUGUCCUUCAGAGAAUUGAGAAAUUUCACUGAGAUGAUGAGGGCCUUGGGAUACCCCAGGUUGAUAUCGGUGCAGAACUUCAGUACACCAAACUUCACCUUGGUGGCGGAGAUAUUGAUAUGGCUCAUAAAGAGAUAUGAGCCUCACAUGGAUAUUCCCACUGAUGUGGAUACAGAGUCAGACAGGGUGUUCUUCAUUAAGGCCGUGGCCCAGUUCAUGGCAACGAAGGCUCACAUCAAACUCAACAUGAAGCACCUCUACCAGGCUGAUGGCUACGCUGUGAAAGAGUUGCUGAAGAUCACCUCGGUGCUGUACAACGCUAUGAAGACUAAGCAGAUGGCCUUUGGAGAAAUAGUUGAGGAGGAUAACAACAAGUUCAAGUUUGACCUCGGCUCACGGAUUUCUGAUCUCAAAUCCGCUCGACAGCUGGCAUCCGAGGUCACUUCUAAAGGAGCAUCUCUCUAUGAUUUACUGGGUAAAGAGGUUGAACUGCGGGAAAUGAGAACUGCGGCCAUUGCCAGACCUCUGGAGGUCAAUGAGACCGAGAAGGCCCUGAGAGCUGCCAUCAAGGAGGUUUUGGAAAGUGUGGAGAAGACCAAAGACAUGCUGAGAAAUGUUGGGUCGGAUGUGACCUCUCUGGACGCCAAAAUAGAGAAGAAGAAGCAGGAGCUGGAGAGGAAUCGAAAGAGACUCCAGACGCUUCAGAGUGUCAGACCAGCAUUCAUGGACGAAUAUGAGAAGAUAGAGGAGGAUCUGCAAAAGACGUACGUCAUCUAUGUGGAGAAGUUCAGGAACCUCAGCUUUCUGGAGGCGCAGCUGGAUGAGCACCACAGACUGGAGCAGGAGAGGUUUGAGGAGGCUGAAAACAACAUGAGGAUGAUGCAGCACAAGCUGAGGGAGGAGGAGAAAGAUAUGAUGAGAAGCUCCCUGAAAGAUGAGGAUUCGGACAUGGACGUCCCAGAAGAUGACGGCUCAGACAGUGACAUAGAAGAGAGUCGACCCUCGAAACCCCGGCCCACACGAAACAGCAUCAUGGCAGGAUCAGGAGCUCGUUUCAUCGGGACCAUGCAGGGUGACAGUGACGAGACCGAGGACAGCGAGAUUGACGUGGAUGAGGAUGAUGAAGAAGAUGAGGAGGGAGAGGAGGAAGAGGAAAGCAAGGAUUUGGAGGACGACAGUUUGGAGGAUCCGGUGUCCAAGGUUGCUCACACCUCCAGGGGGCCUGUGAGACCCCCUCUGUUAGAGGAGAGUGACAAUGACUUCUAAAUUAUGAACGAACUCAUGAUUCAGCUUUUUCCGCAUUCCAGCUGAAAUGACAACAUCUCAUUUCCUCUCAGGAAUAUGCAUUAAAUAUUAUUUUCCAUUGCGUUAAUAUUGCAACAUAAACUUCAUAUUUUUCUAUAUUUGUGAAAACUGGUUUGCUUAUUAAAAUAUCAACAAUUC
Messenger RNA from Pleuronectes platessa (European plaice), 1730 nucleotides. It is a transcript of the gene ift38, whose product is annotated as clusterin associated protein 1. Bases 288 to 1553 code for a protein of 421 amino acids. The transcript has 13 exons. Lineage: Eukaryota; Metazoa; Chordata; Actinopteri; Pleuronectiformes; Pleuronectidae. Gene Ontology annotation, cellular component: centrosome; intraciliary transport particle B; cilium. Gene Ontology annotation, biological process: cilium assembly. The record is from RefSeq and is a predicted model, not a curated record.